AAAAUGAGGCUUUAUUUAUAUGAUUAGAAAAAUUAGGUCAGAAGUACAGAAUUAAGACUUCAGAUUUGAAAGAAGAUUUAGCUUAGUUGUUGAGCUGAAGAGGGGCAAAGAUGUUGGUAAAACAUUCGAAGUUCGUAUGCUUAUAUUACAUGGUGAUUGUAAUGAGUUGGUGUACCCCUGCAGUUUCAUUUUCAGUGAUCAACUCUCUUCCUGGAUUUAAUGCUCCGCUUCCUUUCAAGCUUGAAACCGGGUAUAUAGGGGUGGAUGAUGUGGAGUUUUUCUACUAUUUUACCGAAUCUGAAAGGAACCCAGCAGAGGAUCCUCUCUUGCUGUGGAUAACUGGAGGCCCUGGCUGCUCCAGUCUUUCUGGAUUUUUCUUUGAAAUAGGCCCCUUGCGUUUUAACAUGGUGGAGUACAAUGGCAGCUUACCUACUUUUUUCCUUAACCAGUAUGCAUGGACCAAGGUUUCAAGUAUAAUCUUCUUAGAUGCCCCGGUUGGUACCGGAUUCUCUUAUUCAAGGAUGCCGCAAGGUUUCAAGACUGGGGAUAUGAAACAUGCUAUUAGUUGUUAUAACUUUUUGAGGAAGUGGUUGGAGAGCCAUCCUAAGUUCCUCACCAAUCCACUUUAUAUUGCCGGCGACUCGUACUCGGGCAUGAUUAUACCUAUAAUUACUCAAGCAAUAUCAGAUGAUAUUGAAGACCAAGGCAUGCUGACAUUGAAUCUAAAAGGUUAUUUGCUUGGUAAUCCAUAUACAGACAGAAAUUUUGAUUUCAACUCAAAGAUUCCAUAUUGUAAUCGUAUGGCAUUUAUCUCUGAUGAACUUUACGAGUCAGCCAAAAAGAAUUGUAAAGGAGAAUACUCAAAGGUAGAAGGCAGAAAUCAAAGGUGUGCAAAUGAUCUUCAGGCUAUCUCAGAGUGCACUGCACGUAUAAACGAGAUGCAUAUCUUGGAGCCUUACUGCCCAUCUGAGUUUCCAGAAGUGGAUGUUUUGGAGAAUAAGCGUAAAUACUUUUUAGAAACAUAUGAAGAUUACCUGCAUAUGUCAGCUGGAUACCCUCAAUUUGGAUGUCGCAACUAUUAUUGUUACCUUUUGAAAGUUUGGGCAAGUGAUAUCAGUGUCCAGGAAGCACUCCAUACCAGAAAGGGAACAAUCAAAGAAUGGGUAAGAUGUAACAGGAGCAUGGAUUAUGACAAUGCUGUUCAGAGUACUCUAAGCUAUCAUCUUCAUCUCAAUAAAAGAGGUUACCGAGCUCUAAUAUACAGUGGGGAUCAUGACCUAGCUGUUCCUUACAUCGGAACCGAAUCAUGGAUCAAAUCCCUGAAUCUCUCUAUUGUUGAUGAUUGGAGGCCAUGGUUUGAUGAUGGUCAAGUUGGAGGAUACUCGAGAAAAUACGGAAAUGACUUCACAUUUGCAACUGUCAAGGGAGCAGGUCAUACAACUCCAGAGUACAAUCCCAAAGAAUGUUUUGCCAUGUUCAGUAGAUGGAUUUCUCAACAACCUCUGUGAUUAAUUGCUACAUGUGAAUUGCUAAAUGUUAAUUAUUUAAACUUAUGCAAAUGGAAUGUAAAAGUUGAGACUGUCUUGAUAAAUAAAUUCACGUAUUUCUGAUAUAAAUGCAGAUGGCGAGUAAGAAUUGGACCCA
Messenger RNA from Hibiscus syriacus, 1644 nucleotides. Its product is annotated as serine carboxypeptidase-like 2. Bases 111 to 1508 code for a protein of 465 amino acids. The record is from RefSeq and is a predicted model, not a curated record. Gene Ontology annotation, biological process: proteolysis; secondary metabolic process. The transcript is spliced from 14 exons. NCBI's taxonomy places the organism in Eukaryota, Viridiplantae, Streptophyta, Magnoliopsida, Malvales, Malvaceae. Gene Ontology annotation, molecular function: serine-type carboxypeptidase activity; acyltransferase activity, transferring groups other than amino-acyl groups.